Molecule: messenger RNA, 1724 nt
Organism: Oncorhynchus kisutch (coho salmon)
Lineage: Eukaryota; Metazoa; Chordata; Actinopteri; Salmoniformes; Salmonidae
Product: 60S ribosomal protein L6-like
Exons: 6
Coding region: 914-1693 (259 amino acids)
Biological process (GO): cytoplasmic translation; ribosomal large subunit assembly
Cellular component (GO): ribosome; cytosolic large ribosomal subunit
Molecular function (GO): structural constituent of ribosome; RNA binding
Source: RefSeq, a predicted model, not a curated record
AGCAAAGGUAAGAUUGGUUUCUCCCCACCCAACUUCAUAAAUAAAAUCGGUGUUCAUCUGUGCAAAAUGGACUAAAUAACAAUUUCCCAUUCGCAUGUGAAUGUUAUUUGCAUCCUAAGCAGUUAAUAUGUAUGACAAUUGUUGUGUUUUGUGUGGUGACUUGUAAAUAAAUUGCUUUAUGUUUCGGAAAUGUAGGCCCACGGCUACAUGCUAGCGCAACGAGUUGUAACUUGAGCAGAUUUCACGUUUGACCAAUGUUACGUUUAUGUACCCUGGUUUAGACGUUAAUGGCUUGUCAGCGGAUAUUACUUAUCUAUGUGUAAUGGCAUUUUUUAUAGAGAAUUGCCGAAAUAGUCAAAAGGUUAGCCAGCUAGAUUGCUAGAUGUAGCUACCGGCUACGGUAUAACGUCAUGCGUGCGUGUUCACUCCCAGGUUUGAGGUGUUUUGGCGAACUCUGGCAUAUUGACAAGUCUGUCGUGCCUAACUAGUUAAUUGACUGUUUAAAAUGUCAGAGUUUUACCUGCACGCUGGCAUUGAUAUGUUUCUGUUAUGCUAGCAAGUCGCAGAUGUGAUCUAUCGAAAUGUUUAUGGUAAACUAACUACUUAAUAACAAUGGCUAAAAGGCCACCUCCCAGUAUGGGGCCUGCUGGUUAUAUUGUAUUGGAAUAUGACAAACUAGUACUUUAGUUACCUGUUAUUGAAUAUCUGGAGCCACAAAUGUGCUUAACUUAGUUUGCUAGCUCUCCUGACCUAUGACCUGCAACCUCUGAGCAUCAUACCAUCAAAGGAUCUAGCUAGCCAGCAUGAUCAGUUCAUGAUUCACCAGUAAUGCAUCCAGUGAUUAUAUAAAUAUUGUUCCAUAGUAUUGUAUCCAUGUGUUUUAACCCAUUCGGGUCCCCUGGUCUGUCCCAAGAUGGCAGAGGGAGACAAGAAGAAGGUGGCCAAGAAGGCUCAUUGCAGCCGGAACCCUGUCCUGGCCAGGGGCAUUGGUCGCUACUCCCGCACCGCCAUGUACGCCCGCAGGGCCAUGUACAAGAGAAAGACCAAGACCACUGAGACCAAGAUUGAGAAGAAGAUGAAGGUCAAGACUCCAUCCACAAUCACCAAGACUGUUGGUGGAGACAAGAAUGGAGGCACUCGUGUUGUCAAGAUGCGCAAGAUGCCCCGUUACUACCCCACAGAGGAUGUGCCCCAUAAGCUGAAGAACCAUGGUAAGAAGCCUUUCAGCCAGCACAAGAGGAACCUGCGUGCCACCAUCACCCCAGGAACCGUGCUUGUACUACUCACUGGGCGCCACCGUGGAAAGCGUGUUGUGUUCCUGAAGCAGCUCUCCAGUGGUCUCCUGCUUGUAACUGGUCCCCUGGCCCUGAACCGUGUUCCCCUGCGCCGGGCACACCAGAAGUUUGUCAUUGCCACAGCAACCAAGGUUGACAUCUCUGGCAUGAAGAUCCCCAAGACUCUGUCAGAUGCCUACUUCAAGAAGAAGAGGCUGAGGAGACCCCGCCACCAGGAAGGAGAGAUCUUUGACACAGAGAAAGAGAAGUACCAGUUGACAGUGCAGAGGAAGGAGGACCAGAAGGCUGUGGACUCUCAGCUUCUACCCCUCAUUAAGAAGGUUCCCCAGCUGAAGGGCUACCUGCGAUCCUCUUUCUGCCUCUCCAAUGGGGUCUACCCUCACAAACUGGUUUUCUAAAUGUGUUGUAAUAAAGAGUACCACCACAGUC